Messenger RNA from Caenorhabditis remanei, 1356 nucleotides. RefSeq lists its product as uncharacterized. Bases 1 to 1356 code for a protein of 451 amino acids. The record is from RefSeq and is a predicted model, not a curated record. Gene Ontology annotation, biological process: innate immune response. The transcript is spliced from 5 exons. NCBI's taxonomy places the organism in Eukaryota, Metazoa, Nematoda, Chromadorea, Rhabditida, Rhabditidae. Gene Ontology annotation, molecular function: protein binding.
AUGGCCGACCCGAGUUCUCCAGUCGAUAUUCGUGCACAUAUUCGCUAUGAUAAAUAUCAUGGUAUUUCUGCUGAAAAUUCAUAUUCGAAUUAUAAGAAACUGUGCAUAACAUUUGGAAAAGAAGCGAUUUCUUAUGAAGAAUAUGAGUCUCUGUUUGAUCAAUAUUUUGAAGAAAGCAACUAUAAUGCUAGAUAUGAAAGAUUCAAAGUUAACCUGAUCUCUGACAUUCGUGGAUGCAUUCUUUCUGAUGUCAUCAAUGGAAAAUCGGUAGAAAUUUCAUAUAAAGAUCUUUGUGAAACAUUUGGAAGUGACAACAUUGAGAGACAUGCUCGUCAGUACAGCAUUUAUUGUACAGAGAGUGGCAGAGAAGACUCCAUUGACGAUUUGUGUCGUGAAUUCAAAAGACAUAAAAUCCAUAAGGAAGAUCAUGGUUACUGGUAUAAACGAUUUGAAAAUGGACACUUAUUCAAUCGUGUUACAUUCUCCGAUUUGCCAGAAGAUGUCUUUGCUGAGAUUGUCGAAAAAUGUGAUAUCAAGUCAUAUUUGAAUCUCCGAAACGUUUCACGUGGACUUCGAAGCGUCGUAGAUCAACUGGCGCCUCCUUGCUGUGAUAUUAAAGUGGAUUGCGGACAGGAUUCCAGAGAGGACUUUAUACACGUCUUUUUAAAUGACACACUUAUGGCUAACUCGCUUCGUUUCAAAACAUCCAAUUCAUAUCUACCAAUAGAAGAUACCGAAACACCAGUACCUGGAACACUGGCACUUUUGCUAAGAAAUCCGAAACUCCGAGUGAAAUCUUUCACAUUUUUCACGUAUUCUGGUCGUUCAGAGGCCUUGUAUACAAAGAUUGUAAUCAAUCUUCUCAACUCAUUCAAUCGUAAAAUCCACGUGGAAAGUUGCUUCAUUGGAGGCGGAAGUGUGAAUGAUUUGAUCGGAAUUUUACAAAGUUUCAAACCGGGAACACUCGAAAAAAUUGAUUUUUUCCAGGAUUUCCCGUUUUUUAUUGCCAGUCAAAUCGUUGAAAUGGAUCAAUGGAAACAGGCGAAACACCUGCGUUUGUAUGGAGACGGCUUGCCACCGAUGGAACAUUUUCUUCAUUUUUCAACUAUUGAAUAUAUUGGAUCGAUUCCUCUGACAGAUUUUGUCAAACUUUGCGAUAGUAUAUCCAAAUCGAGCAGCUUCAAACAAAUCAAAAUGCAAUUUGAGAAUGGAUUGGAUACGGAAGAAGUCAAGAGAGUUCUGAAUCUUCAGCCAACUGCCUCUCCACAAAUUUACUCAAUUCCAAAUUCAAAUUUGUUUUUUCAUGUUUUGAUUGAUCGUUUCGGUUUGGAAUCGUACAAAAUCACCAAAAAUUAA